Erythranthe guttata (spotted monkey flower) is the source of this 1222-nucleotide messenger RNA. RefSeq lists its product as uncharacterized. The record is from RefSeq and is a predicted model, not a curated record. NCBI's taxonomy places the organism in Eukaryota, Viridiplantae, Streptophyta, Magnoliopsida, Lamiales, Phrymaceae.
AUGGCGAGCGAUCAACAAAUGAAUUCCCUCCAAGAUUUCCAAGAAGAAGAAAGCAUCUGUAGAUCCAUGCUCCACCUCUCCACCGCCGCUGCCGCCGACCACCAACACCCCACCACCUCCAUCCCCCACAAUGCUGCUACGUUCGACUCACCGGACAAAUACUCCGCCACCGCCACCACAUACACCAACUCCGCCAAACGACACUCCCCUCUAUUUCCGUCGUCGUUUUACGAACCAGCUUCCAAAAGGGCCACCCUUCGCCCCCCUCCAUCCUCCUCCGCCGCCGCCGACGACACUCGCCACCUCCUCGGCUUCACGAAACUCCCACUCCCGCACUCUUUCCCCACCGCCGCCCCACCGUCCCCUCUCCGCCGCACACUCUCCGAGCCCAUACAGCUCACCGAACCCACCAAUUCCGAAGCUCCGCCUCCACAAUUCUCCGAAUUACCCCCAGCCCAGAACCACCAGCCGCCGCCUCAAGAAAGCUCAUUCCCAUAUCCAAAUACCCAGCCAUUCAUCUACCGCACAGUGUCCGACCCCAGCCCCGUUCUCAACUGCCAGGCGGCGGCGGCAGCCGCCGCCGCCGCUACUCCGCCGCGCCCAAAUCAAUCGAGGCACGUUUCUAGAUCUCCGAGCUGCGGAGAGAGCCCCAGCCAAAAGCGGCUGAGAAGGAUGAAGGAGCGGAUGAGAGAGAUGAGCCAAUGGUGGAAUGAAGUUGUUCUUGAGGGCGAAGAUGAAGAUGAUGAACCAGAGAAUUACAUUCACAAGGAAGAAUGUGAGAGUGAUACGGAAAACCCGAAACAAGAAGCCGUGUGGGUGGAGAAGAAUGGAGAUUGCCUCGUUCUUCAUUUCAAGUGCCCGUGUGGCAACGGCUAUCAGAUUCUGCUUUCUGGCAACAACUGUUACUACAAAUUGACCAACUUUUAAUCGCCAGCUGGAUCAAGAAAUCGACUGAUUUCGACUGAAAAGAACUCACUAUCUUUUCGUUCUCGUUUGAUUUUACGAAGAACCCUUUUGAGUACUGUCUGAGUACUGUCUAUACUUUCGUAUUAGUUUGUGUUCGGAUAUACGUACGAUGAUUUCCGACUGAGAUUCUCUAGCAGAAUAUUAGGCACAUUACUACUUUUUUUUUUCGUUUUCGGUGUUGAAUAAGUUUCUAGUUAACUGUGAUCAAAUAUUCAUUGAUUGAUCGAUCGAUCGAUCUUGAAUCGGUUGUCUUCUA